AUGUUAGUCAAGUUCCGUUCCCAUGCAGUUCGCCUUGCGUGGUGCAGGUAUAUAGUACGCACGAACUCAACAGGCGCCCUUCGAACGCCGUUCUACGAUUUCCAUAUCUCACACGGGGCGAAAAUUGUUGAUUUUUGUGGAUUUUCUCUACCCAUACAGUAUGCGCAACAGAACAUCCUUGAUAGUCAUAAUUACGUUCGGAAGAAUUGCGGCAUAUUUGAUGUAUCCCAUAUGCUACAGGUGAGGAUUCAUGGUGCAGAUCGGCUCUAUUUCAUGGAGUCUCUGACCUCUUCUGAUUUACUCAACCUACCUCCUGGAACUGGAACGCUCUCCGUCUACCUGAAAGACGACGGAGGGAUACUGGAUGAUCUGAUUAUAAAUAAGUGCACUGAACCGUACCUUUACGUCGUCUCAAAUGCUGCUUGUGCAGAAAAGAUAACCAGUCAUCUAAGGAUGAAGCAGAUUGAAUUUUCACAAAGUGGGAAAGAUGCGACGGUGGAGUUUCUGGGUCGAUAUGCAUUGUUGGCCGUGCAAGGUCCCGAAUCGUACAACAUUCUGAGGCAAAACACUGACACCGAAGGUCAGCGGAUUCUGGACAAUCUCUACUUUAUGGAAUCGUCCAUCAUCCCUUCUUUGUUUGGUUUGAAUGAUUCUUCAGAUCCCAUCCGAAUUACCCGGUGCGGUUAUACUGGUGAGGAUGGCUACGAGAUUAGUGUCCCUGACAAACUCGCUUUGGAACUUGCCAAUCGUAUGAUGGAAACCAGGCGUGUGAAACCUAUCGGGUUGGCUGCGAGAGAUACAUUACGACUUGAAGCUGGCAUGUGUCUGUAUGGAAACGAUCUAUCCGAGAGUGUCACGCCGGUGGAGGCUUCACUCAGCUGGCUGGUGGGGAAGCGAAGACGCCAAGCAUCUUCUGACCCCCCUAUUCGCGGUGGCAAAAAAAUAUUGGCCCAGUUGAAAGACAAGGCGCAAGUCUCCGAAAGGCGGAUUGGGAUUGCUGGCGGAACAGGACCCCAAGCUAGAACCGGCGCGAAAAUCUUCAGUGACAAGAUAGACGGGCCGGUUGGUCAGGUGACUAGUGGAUGUCUAUCACCAACGCUGGGUCGCAAUAUUGCGAUGGCUUAUGUCAAAUCAGAAUUCACCAACCCGGGCGAGAAGUUGCAUGUGGAAAUUCGCCAGAAGUUGUACCCAUUUACAGUGACAAGUCUCCCUUUUGUGCCCAAUCGCUAUGUAAGACGUCCGAAGAAUAACUGAUGCAAGUGCUUUGUAGGAAUUCAAAGUCUUUCCAAUUUGAUGCAACUUUUUUGUCAUAAGGCCUAUUUGUGCCCAGAUUUUUUCGAUUCUUGAGAGCUGAUUCAUUUUUUCAGACAAGUUGAUUAUUUUCUAUCCUUAUUUUGAUUCGUGUGAUUUUUGGAUAAAUUUCAACAACAAAG
This is a messenger RNA of Opisthorchis viverrini, 1433 nucleotides long. RefSeq lists its product as hypothetical. Gene Ontology annotation, cellular component: mitochondrion. Gene Ontology annotation, molecular function: protein binding; aminomethyltransferase activity. The coding region runs from base 1 to 1254 and encodes 417 amino acids. The transcript has 6 exons. NCBI's taxonomy places the organism in Eukaryota, Metazoa, Platyhelminthes, Trematoda, Opisthorchiida, Opisthorchiidae. Gene Ontology annotation, biological process: glycine catabolic process. The record is from RefSeq and is a predicted model, not a curated record.